GACGACGAGGAGAUCAACCUCCACUCCAGCACGACCAACCCGUCCUUCUCGCACAACCUCUACCAGCACCACCGCGCGUCCAUGCACCCGGAGGACGAGAGCGUGCGCGGCCAGGCGCUGGCGCUGUACGACUUCGAGCCCGAGAACCCCAACGAGCUCCGCCUGCGCGAGGGCCAGACGGUCAACGUCGCCUACCGCAACGGCCACGGCUGGCUCGUCGCCGAGGACCCCACCAGCGGCGAGCAGGGCCUGGUCCCGGAGGAGUACGUCCGCCUCGUGCGCGAGAUCGAAGGC
This is a messenger RNA of Dissoconium aciculare CBS 342.82, 294 nucleotides long. RefSeq lists its product as uncharacterized. The record is from RefSeq and is a predicted model, not a curated record. The annotation marks the transcript as partial. The transcript has a single exon. Lineage: Eukaryota; Fungi; Ascomycota; Dothideomycetes; Mycosphaerellales; Dissoconiaceae. Gene Ontology annotation, molecular function: protein binding.